Molecule: messenger RNA, 2139 nt
Organism: Rhopalosiphum maidis (corn leaf aphid)
Lineage: Eukaryota; Metazoa; Arthropoda; Insecta; Hemiptera; Aphididae
Biological process (GO): spermatogenesis
Source: RefSeq, a predicted model, not a curated record
UCGAACCGACCGCCGACGAUUCGGACACGAACCUCGAUUAUUACUAUGACGCUGUCAUAAGGUAUCACGACACACCGAUUCGUAAAACAACCGUAACAUUCGCUUUUGAGUUUUGUUCAGUAGAGACUAGAGAUCUAACCCCUCUUUAGUGUUCGCCAUCACCGGUUACUUUACUAUUGCACGUUUCAAUUUUGAUAAUUAUAUCAAGAUGUCAAGUUUUGAUAAUAAUGAAAGUUGGAUACAUAACAAUAAAGAUAAUAGUAAUAUCAGUCUAAACAUUAAACAACACAUUAAACACGGUCAUCAUAGAGCAAAGUACAUUUUUACUGAUGAUCCUACUGAUAUAAUUGAUCUAAAUAUCCAAAAUUGUAAUGGUUUUAAUCAUAUACAAGCUUUACAUGAUUACUUGGAAGAAAUGAAUUUAGGAAAAGUUGAGUUUACUGUUUUUAAAUGUAAAUCAAAAUCAAAUAUACCUGCUCAUUAUGCCAAUAUUAAGCUGGGUAAUGUGUCUCUUGCUAGUUCGUUCCCAGAAAAAUAUUCCCUUCCUGAAGUUGCUCAACAAGUAGCUGCACGUAAUGCAUUAUCUAUACUAAAGAAAACUCAUAGUUAUAAAAAUAUUCCCUUCACUCAAGAUAUGUCUAUUGUUGCUAGAAGAUUGGAAAAGGAAUUACAAAAAAAUUAUGCCGGACUUUUCUGUGAUAAAGUGGAAAAUAUUUAUAAAGAAGUAUAUAGUGAACAAUUACCUUCAAAUUGGUUGAGUCUACUUAGUCGGUUAACAUCAAAUAUUGUAAUUGAAGACUUACCCAAUCAGAACAAAUCAAUAUUAUACUAUGAUGCUUCUCCCGCUGAUAAAAAAAAACAAAAACAUAAAGAGUUUUUGAAUAUUUCUUUGACUGAAUCUUCUGAGAACUUACUUGUUAUGAAACUAGUUGAUAAAACUGAAAGGACUGUAACUGUAGCUUCUGUAGACAGAAAUUACACAUUUUGGGUUCUUUUUGUUCAUGACAGAAUUAAUGACGAUUAUGACACUUUAUUUAAACUAAUGAAUAUGCCAAGUGAAUCAAAACAAUUUAUUAAAAUGUUUAGCAUUGAGGUUUCUGAUGUGUAUGCAGUUCAAAUGCAUGAUGAAUGGUAUAGAUUUAAAGUCAGUAAAAUUGAAGAUGAUAGUGUUACUGGCAUUUUUAUUGAUUUGGGUAUGGAGUGGUGUGUAACUAAAAAUAAUGUUAUGUUUUUGCCUCCUAAGUUUUUAAAAGUAUCUUCACAAGCUAUAAAAUGUGCUUUAACAUCACUGUAUUUUGCACCUUAUUUUCAAGUUGCUCAAGAAUUGUUUCAUAAAGUAUUAUUUGGAAAAGAAUUUACUUUAGUUCCAGAUAAUAUUGAAUGUGAUAUUCCAUUAGUCACAUUGUAUGAUGGAAAGUGUAAUAUGAAUAAUAUGAUUAGAGAAGCCAUUAUAGAAAAAACCAAUUUUAAUAAAAUUCACAGAAAAUGUGAAAAAGCUAGUCUCACUUGCGUUGCUGAUGGCUAUGUAUAUAUACAUCCACCAAAUGGAACAUUAACAAUCAUGGAGUCUAUAUUGGAUACAAUAUCAGCCUCUCAACCUCUUGAUACCCUUUAUUCCAAAAACAGCAUUUCACCUCAUAAGAUAUAUCUUGUUAAAUGCCCAGAACUUAAUUUGUGGAGCAGAGCAAUAGUUCAUGAUUUUAUAUUUACUGAUCAAAAAUUCAAAGUAUACUUCAUUGAUUAUGGUAACUAUGGAUUUAUCGAUCAAGAUAAAUUUAUCGAUUUACAGUCAUUUGAUUUAUUGUUGUCUACUAUUGGCCCUCAGGCUUUGAAAGUGUCUUUUCAUUUAUUUCCACCGGAGAAUCUUAAAGAUCAAUCUCGGUCCAGAGCAUUAUAUGAAAUGAUCAUUGAUAAAUCCUUGGAUAUAAAUGUUAUUUCAACUGAUAGCGAUGGUAUUCAAGUAGUUGAAAUAUUUGAUGCUGACGAUCAAAAUAUAAAUCGAUUAUCUUUUAAUACCCAAUUAUAUCAAAGUGUUUAGCUGAACAUUUUUAUGGAAUUACAUGCCAGACUUGAUCAUAACUUAUAAGUGAAAUAUUUAUUAAUUUGUAGUAUAAAUAUUAUAUUAUUUAAAAAGUCACC